This is a messenger RNA of Gastrolobium bilobum, 903 nucleotides long. RefSeq lists its product as uncharacterized. Lineage: Eukaryota; Viridiplantae; Streptophyta; Magnoliopsida; Fabales; Fabaceae. Gene Ontology annotation, molecular function: nucleic acid binding; zinc ion binding. The transcript has a single exon. Bases 1 to 903 code for a protein of 300 amino acids. The record is from RefSeq and is a predicted model, not a curated record.
AUGUGGGCGGAAGAGGAUGGAAAGACUCAUUUUUGUUGCACUAAGAGAGGAAGAAGACGCUUGCAUAGAGUGUGGGAAAAAGCUUUGAUUGUUAAGUUGCUGGGCAGAUCUACAGGUGUCUCGUUCAUGAAGAAAAAGAUUGAGGAGCUAUGGGGAAGGAAAGGAAAAGUGAACGUCACAGAUAUUGGGAAUGAGUUUUAUGUGGUUCAAUUUAGUGAUGAUGAAGACAUGAAAUUUUCUCUAAGUGGAGGCCCUUGGGUUGUCCUAGGUCAUUAUCUGUCCUUACGUAAGUGGGAACCUGGCUUCAGGCCUAAUGCUGAGGGCAUAUCAAAGAUAGCAGCUUGGAUCCGCCUUCCUAAUAUUCCAUUGGAAUUUUAUGAUGAAGUUUUCUUUCGUAGGGUGGGUAACUGGAUAGGGAAGUUAAUAAAGAUUGAUAGGACUACAAACCUUCAUGCUAGGGGUCGCUUUGCAAGGAUCUAUGUUGAACUGGAUUUGGCUAGACCUUUAAAAGAAGAGUAUGUUCUUGAGGGAGUUUUGAAGCAUAUAGAAUAUGAAGGUUUAGGGCUCAUUUGUUUCAACUGUGGAAAGUAUGGCCAUAGCAAGGAUUGUUGUUCUGAGAUUGUUCAAGAACAGAUCGUGGUGAAUGAAUCUCAUCCUUCUGGGGAUGGUGAAGCUAAUAAAGUUGAAGAAAACCGGAACGGUCUUGGCCCUUGGAUGGUGGUUAAUCGCCAACGCCGCCCUAGAAGCCAAGCUGCUACCCAAGAUGGCAGAACGCCGAUGACUUCGAGAAGAAUCACUCAACGUGAUUUUGGGGAGAAUACUGCGCAAUCAAAACAGUUAUCAGUGCAAUCAUAUCAGCCUAUUUUAAAUGCAGUAAAUACAAAAUCACGUUAUGCAGUUUAA